Messenger RNA from Paramacrobiotus metropolitanus, 1551 nucleotides. RefSeq names its product zinc finger protein ush-like. NCBI's taxonomy places the organism in Eukaryota, Metazoa, Tardigrada, Eutardigrada, Parachela, Macrobiotidae. Gene Ontology annotation, cellular component: nucleus. Gene Ontology annotation, biological process: positive regulation of transcription by RNA polymerase II; cell differentiation; negative regulation of transcription by RNA polymerase II. The coding region runs from base 546 to 1289 and encodes 247 amino acids. The record is from RefSeq and is a predicted model, not a curated record. Gene Ontology annotation, molecular function: RNA polymerase II-specific DNA-binding transcription factor binding. The transcript has 2 exons.
CCCCCGUUAAAAAGAUCCAUUUAAUGCGCGGCCGUAUGCGCUCUGCUGGCGCGGAGAUAAGAGGCCUCAGCUUCUUUCUCCUCAUUAAUCCGUUCGCUUUUAUAGACACGACUGCCGGCAAAAGAUCAUAAGCGCAUUUUCCUCAGAUCUUUAUCAGCCGCGAGCGCGCCAACUCGAGCAAUGACAAAACUUGGUGCAGUGAAAAUGAUCAGUAGCCGAGAUGAACAACACGCAUGCAGACAUCGAGGCGCUGGCCGGUGCCGGGUUUUUCUUUACUGAUGUGUGUAUAUGUCUGUGUAAGCCGUUGUUGUUUGCCGGCAUUUUUGACUCAACCGGAGCUGAAGCAUGUUCUUCUUUCAACCGUUGAGAUCAUAACCCACAGACACACCAAAAACGUCUGUGUUUUUGACUCAGAUUCCGCAACAUGUUGUAGCACGUUUUCAUUUGGAACGUUUCGCUUUUAUUACUUGUAAAGUUGACCAGCGUUAAUUUAAGACAAACACAGGAUUAAUUUUGAAAGAAUCGGAAUAGCGUUGGAUGAUUAUAUGGCGUUCCCGUUCAUCGUUAUCAUGACCACAGCAGACAGCGAUGAUCUCCCGUUAGAUCUCUCCAUAAAACGCCACUCCACGCCCAGCAUCUCCUCGACAUCCAGCGAAAUCGUCCAGCUCCUGACGCGCGACAAACACCGCCGGCAUCCCUGUUUAACCUGCGGCAUCGGUUUCUCCUCACUAAAAACACUUCACGCCCAUCUGCAGUUCUACUGCGCCACCAAACCCACCACCGACACCUUGACCACGCCCUCCACCACAGAAACACCCAGUGUCAAGUCUGAACCAGUGACAGAACGCUCGGUCACGCCCACCAGUACGACGGCCAGCCAAUCGGCGCCGGCCGAAACAAAGUCUCCCGUUUUAAGCGGGCACUUUUGUUCGUUCUGCGCAUUCCGCGCCAACACCCCUCGCGGGCUGCGCUCGCACGUCACCAAGUACCAUUUCAAAGAGGCAAAGAACGUCCCGACGCCGCGCGAGGGCGGGCGGCCGCGGGCGCACCGGCAGUCGGUGAUUGUCAGUGCGAAACGACCGAAAUUAGUGGCGCAGACUACGAUCGCCGCGGUGCCGGAGAAGCGCAAGUACUGCAAGUAUUGUGAUAUCUACUUCAAGUAUUUGUCCACCUUUCUGGCGCACCGGAAGUUCUACUGUACGGUACGGAAGCAACCCGGUGACGAGCCACUGCCAAUAGCAAAAGCUGCAGCGCCGGCGCCCACUAUUAGUGAAACCUUUAAAGCAUAGGAAGUGGACAGAUGGAUCAACAGUUCUACUUUUAGCGGCAUCUAAUGGUAUCUGUAUUUGCAGGUAAUGUUCCCUGAAAUGCAGCUAGAGAACCCUGUGUAUAAUGUCAUCCGGUUUCAAAAUAAUAUUAUGUAAAGAAUGGAGAUUUUUUCGGUCAAUGCAACAGCAGUCCUACUAUUAUUUCACUACAGUUAUUUCUGUUUCCGUUUCCGUAUGCGUGAAACUCAGACAACGAAUUCGUUUAAGCCUUUAAGGUGUACAA